This is a messenger RNA of Heterotrigona itama, 2084 nucleotides long. The record is from the annotation of a GenBank genome assembly. Lineage: Eukaryota; Metazoa; Arthropoda; Insecta; Hymenoptera; Apidae.
CACACACGCUUGUGUUGUAUUGUGUUGUUGUGUUGUGUUGUAGCGUAGGAUUUAAAAAUACGCACUGUCUGCGUCAAAUUAACAUUAUGUGAUUAUCUGAUGUUCAAUAAAAUUUAAAUCUAGCAAAUUUGGAAUAAAAUUUGAUAAUUUUUAUGUAUAAAAAAAAUACAUAGUUUACGAUACCAUACAACAACAAGUAUCUUGGUGUAUACAAACGUUGAUUUGUUAAAAAGGGAAUACGUAACCUUCAAAAUUUAAAUUAAAUAUGGCGCGUCAAAGUGUUGAUGCAGAUUGCGAAAAAAUGAAUAAUUUGUCAGACAAUAAAAACAUUGACUUAGAUAAUUGUAGAAAAUUAAUUAAAUCGUACAUCGAUUUGCAUCUUUAUAGUGCUGCUUUAUUUUGGGCAGAUAAAGUUGUUUCAUUAAGUAACGAAGAUCCUAAAGAUGUAUGUACUUUAGCACAUUGUAUGUAUUUAAUGAAACAAUAUCAUAGAGCUGCUCAUGUUAUCAGAAGUCGUGGACUAGAAAAGACAGACAUACUGUGCCACUAUUUAACAGUAAGAAGUUUAUUAGAAGCAAAAGAAUACAAUGAAGCGUUACAAGUUAUUAAAGAAUCAGAAGUAUAUACAAAUAUAACACAGUCAGGUUUUGGAGAUCGUGCAGAUGCAUUAGAAGACGCACCAAAAAAUGUACAAAGUUCAAUAUUGUAUGUGAAGGGAAGAAUAUACGAAGCUUUAGACAACAGAGCAGUAGCAACUGAUUGUUAUAAACAAGCUUUACAUUGUGAUGUGUAUUCAUAUCAGGCAUUUGAAGCAUUAGUCCAAAACCAAAUGUUGUCAGCUGCUGAAGAAAAGGAACUUCUGGAAUCUCUUCCCUUUGGUGAACAAUGCACAGAAGCUGAAGCAGAGCUCUUACAACUAUUGUAUGAAAGUAAAUUGAAAAAAUAUCAAGAGCCAAACACAAAGCAACCACUUGCAACAUGUAGUGUUAUGGGAGUUCUUGUCACAGAUAGAUUAUUAGGUAAUUUGGAUAUGGAAGUUACAGAAGCAGAGAGAUUGUAUUAUAAUUGUGAUUAUCAUAAAUGUUUCUCCCUUACAGAAAGGAAAAAGUGAUCCAGCUCGAAGAUAUUUAGCAAAAGCCACAGCAUUGGAUAGAUUAUUUGGUCCAGCUUGGUUAGCUUAUGGUCAUUCCUUUGCAGUAGAAAAUGAACAUGAUCAGGCAAUGGCUGCUUAUUUUAAGGCUUCUCAAUUAAUGAAAGGUUGUCACCUGCCACUUUUAUACAUUGGACUUGAAUGCGGUUUAACGAAUAAUCUUAAAUUGGCUGACAAGUUUUUCCAACAGGCUCAAGGAAUAGCUCCGAAUGAUCCAUUUGUUAUACAUGAAAUGGGAGUUAUAUCUUUCUAUAAUUUAGAUUACAAAACUGCUGAACGGCAGUUUAAAGAAGCCAUGAGAAGAAUUCAAGGCGGACUAAAGGAUGUUAUUCUACCUAGUAAAUGGGAGGCACUUCUAAAUAAUUUGGGUCAUACUUGUAGAAAAAUGAAGAAAUAUGGAGAGGCGCUAGAAUAUCAUCAACAGGCAUUAAUGUUAAAUCCAUUAAAUGCGUCAACUUAUGCAGCUGUAGGUUUCAUUCAUGCAUUAAUGGGAAAUACACAAGAAGCUGUUGAUGCUUUUCAUCGAGCACUUGGACUUAGAAGAGAUGAUACUUUCACAACAACUAUGUUAACUUAUGUUAUGGAACAACUUAUAGAAGAAUCACCUCCAUAUCCUGGUGCACCAGCUGAUAUUCCAAAGUAUGAAUAUGCUGCAAAUGAACAUCAAGAGACAGACAAUACAGAACCUGUAGAAAAUGCAAAUAAUAUAGCUGGAGCAGGAAGUCAAGAUAUUGAUAAACUAAGAGUAAAUUUAUUUUCUGGAUGGGGAGAAGAUUCCAGUAAAGCUGAAGAUAAUACUUCUGAUAAAGUGGAACGCAAUUCUCGAGACAUGGUUGUAAAUUAUUCCAAUGAUAUUAGUUCCGAAGUUGAAAUGUUGGAUUCAUCGACUGCUCAUAUAGAAUAAAAUGCACAAAUCUUUUAUAUAAUAAAUAAA